GUGGCCGGCUUCUUCUGCCCGGGAGGGGACGUCACUUCCGCCGAGUCCCUGACCUGCUGCUAGGAUCGCGACGGGAACUGGAGCCCGAGGUCCCCGCGCGGCCCGGGCCUGGCGCCCUGAGGGGAAGAGCGGCCCGGCCCGAGGGCGCUGGGGUGGAGACUUUGACUCCAAUCCCUUCCCUAGCCAUGACGGACGGGAUCCUAGGGAAGGCAGCCACGAUGGAGAUCCCCAUCCAUGGGAACGGUGAAGCUGGGCAGCUUCCUGAGGAUGAUGGGCUGGAGCAGGACCUCCAGCAGGUGAUGGUGUCAGGACCCAACCUCAAUGAAACCAGCAUUGUGUCUGGUGGCUAUGGGGGCUCUGGUGAUGGACUCAUCCCCACAGGGUCUGGCCGCCAUCCAUCUCACAGUACCACUCCUGCUGGCCCCGGAGAUGAGGUGGCUCGGGGCAUCGCUGGAGAGAAGUUUGACAUCGUCAAGAAAUGGGGCAUCAACACAUAUAAGUGCACAAAGCAGCUGUUAUCAGAGCGAUUUGGCCGAGGCUCCCGGACUGUGGACCUGGAGCUAGAGCUGCAGAUUGAGUUGCUGCGUGAGACGAAGCGCAAGUAUGAGAGUGUCCUGCAGCUGGGCCGGGCACUGACAGCCCACCUCUACAGCCUGCUGCAGACCCAGCAUGCACUAGGUGACGCCUUUGCUGACCUCAGCCAGAAGUCCCCAGAGCUUCAGGAGGAAUUUGGCUACAAUGCAGAGACUCAGAAGCUGCUGUGCAAGAAUGGAGAGACACUGCUAGGGGCCGUGAACUUCUUUGUCUCUAGCAUCAACACAUUAGUCACCAAGACCAUGGAAGACACGCUCAUGACUGUCAAACAGUAUGAGGCUGCCAGGCUGGAAUAUGAUGCCUACCGAACAGACUUAGAGGAGCUGAGCCUAGGUCCCCGGGAUGCAGGGACGCGUGGUCGACUUGAGAGUGCCCAAGCCACUUUCCAGGCCCAUCGGGACAAAUAUGAGAAGCUGCGGGGAGAUGUGGCCAUCAAGCUCAAGUUCCUGGAAGAAAACAAGUGGAGGUCAGCCCCCACCCUAAAAGCACCAUCAGAGCAGAAUCCAUGUACCCUGGUCUGGGCUCAGGCUCAAGAAGGGCAUCUGAGUCCAGUCUCAGCUGACCCUGCUGGACCCCCAGAUCAAGGUGAUGCACAAGCAGCUGCUGCUCUUCCACAAUGCCGUGUCCGCCUACUUUGCUGGGAACCAGAAACAACUGGAGCAGACCCUGCAGCAGUUCAACAUCAAGCUGCGGCCUCCAGGAGCAGAGAAGCCCUCCUGGCUAGAGGAGCAGUGAGCUGCUCCUAACCAAAGCCGGCUAUCAAGAAGGACAUUGGGAGAGGCAGUCCCAGGGUGGGGGAGAUUGGACACGGAACAUCCCUUGCCACCUGCCUCUGGCUUGGGUUCCCUUUCCCUGGCUGGGGCCCAAUACCAGUUUUGCCCACACUGCUGUGGGUAGGGAGGGGGCUUGCAGGCCCAGCAGCUGCUGCCCUGUCCUUUAUCUUCCUGGCCACUGGGCUUCAUUCCCAGAUCUUUUCCUUCCACUCCACAGCCAAAGGCUAUGACAGAACCACUCCCUGGCCAAUGGCAUUACUCCUCAGGCCUGUCCCCAGCUCCUGGGGUGUGCCCCCUGACCAAUGGCAGAGCCUCAAAAGGCCCUGUCAGCCAAUGGCAGCUCUUCUUGGGCUCCCCUGGGCCAAUGAUGUUGCCUCCAGUACCCUUUGUCCCUCCUCUAUGCGUCCCCAUUGCAGAGAAGGGGACUGGGACCAAAGGGGUGGGGAUAAUGGGGAGCCCCAUUUCUGGCCCUGCAUCUGGAUGGGCUUCCCCUCACCUACCCACCCAGUUUAAUUGUGCUUAGAGCCCUGGAAAAUUGGGACCUAGCACUAGGAAUAAACCUUUCAUAAAAGCAGG
Messenger RNA from Ailuropoda melanoleuca (giant panda), 1943 nucleotides. It is a transcript of the gene ARFIP2, whose product is annotated as ARF interacting protein 2. The record is from RefSeq and is a predicted model, not a curated record. NCBI's taxonomy places the organism in Eukaryota, Metazoa, Chordata, Mammalia, Carnivora, Ursidae. The coding region runs from base 186 to 1340 and encodes 384 amino acids. Gene Ontology annotation, cellular component: trans-Golgi network membrane. Gene Ontology annotation, biological process: regulation of Arp2/3 complex-mediated actin nucleation; intracellular protein transport. Gene Ontology annotation, molecular function: protein domain specific binding; phospholipid binding. The transcript has 8 exons.